GCUGGGAUCUGGAAAGCUCAGGCAAUGUGGGCAGAAGCAGUAUUUGAACUCUUUCAUGGGCACAAGCUUAGCAAAGAAGAGAGGUGCUCAGGGACCCACGAUUGCAGUAUUAGCCAAGGUGUGAGUCAGGAAUGAGCAAAGGACAUCAGGAAAUUACCCUAACGGAGCCAAGGGUCAGUCAGAGAAGAGAUGUUUUCUAGAAUGUUCCUCCACAAUCAGUGGGGAGCUCUGGUCGGAGGGCUGUUCACAAGAGUGAGAAGAUAUGAAUUUUGGUCCUGAUGUCUUAUAUACCAGCUUCCACUCGAGAGAUGUGCCAGUUUCCAUGGGUCCUGGUUGGUUUGUUCUUUUCAGUCAGCAUGGAGGAAAACACUAACUGGGGACAGACUGGGGCCUGAAAAAAAGGAAAGAAGCAGGAGGGCACAGAAGACACCAGCAAAAUUCUGGGACCUCUUCGGCAGAGCUGGCCCACUCGCUGCCCUCACCACUUCCCCGCAGCUUGGGGAUCCUGCAACAUGAAUCAAUGAAGAACAAGAACUAAGCACUGGAGGACCUGGUCAUGGAGGCUCACAGCUAGUGCCAGGAGCAGGUGCCAGUGUUGGGCUUCAGGAAGAGGCAAGACUCGCAGAUCACGAGGGCCAGGGAAGAGGACGAAUGUCCUCAGAUUACUCAGUACAUGGCAGCACAAGCAAGAUCGCAGCAGGUACCUGCUGAGCCUCCGCAAGGCGCUGCACUUGUCCAGAGCUAUGACUCAGUUUAAGAAGUCCAGGCCAACCCCCCAAAAAUCAAAAUGAAGCCUUAGCAACUCUCUAAGAGCUGCUAGCGAUGUGACUUGUCCCCGUGGUCAGGACUACACAAAGCCCGAGGAGAGGCCAUUCGGUGAGGGCCUCACUCUGGGUCCAGCUCCGCGGGAGGCAAUGAACAGUAACUUCUGCCGGGCCCUGGUGGAGCGCGGGGCUUCUAGCGGCAUGCAGCUGGGUGUCGUGGCCCCUGCAGGACAGACGCCACUGGCAGCCACCGAGCCCCUGGGCAACAUGCCCUUCCUGCUGUACCCGGGCCACGCCGAGCCGCCUUAUUACGACGCCUACGCUGGGGUGUUCCCCUACGUGCCCUUUCCAGGCGCCUUCGGGGUCUACGACUACCCGUUCGAGCCCGCCUUCAUCCAGAAGCGCAACGAGCGCGAGCGGCAACGCGUCAAGUGCGUGAACGAGGGCUACGCGCGCCUCCGCGGCCACCUUCCCGGAGCCCUGGCCGAGAAGCGGCUCAGCAGGGUGGGGCCCCGGGUGGCGGCCAUCCGCUACAUCAAGUACCUGCAGGAGCUGCUGAGCGCCACCCCCCCCGGCGAGCCCCCCGCCGCCAGCUCCCCGCCUCCAGUCCGCGUCGGCCAAGGCAACGCGCCGCAGCCCCCCUUCCUGGUGGCCGAUUCCAGGGGGUCCUCCUCCUUCUCCUCCUCACCUUUCUUGGAGUCGGAGGAACCCCGCCUUUGAUCGGGGCCAGAGACCUCGACUUGUCCCUCUAGGGAUCAGUAAUGGGAGCUGCUGGAUCAUCUGUGCCGGGCAGGGCAAGCUCUUGGGCCAAAUGUGCCGAUCUGGAGUAGAAAGGGCGAGAUGGGGAUCCCAGAAGGUGGUGAGGGCAAUGAGGAGCGGAGCCUUGGACAGCUCCUGGACCUGACCGCUGUUUGGCCACAGGGCGGCUCUGUUGUCCAACACAGCAACAAGUUCCCUGGAAGCGGUCGCGCUUUGCGCUUUGACUGUUUCAUGUCAUGCCUGGGUCUUCCAUAAGAUGGCCUCAAAUACUAGCGGGGAGCUUGAUCACCUCUAGAGAGCAAGAAUUCCAGACGGAGACGGAGGGAGGUCGGGCAGCUGCUUGAAUUCAGCACCCUGGAACUGACAGACUUGAGAGAAGGGUGUGUGUGUGUG
Molecule: messenger RNA, 1916 nt
Organism: Cricetulus griseus (Chinese hamster)
Lineage: Eukaryota; Metazoa; Chordata; Mammalia; Rodentia; Cricetidae
Source: RefSeq, a predicted model, not a curated record